This is a messenger RNA of Dendrobium catenatum, 1324 nucleotides long. RefSeq names its product alpha-ketoglutarate-dependent dioxygenase alkB. The transcript has 7 exons. The record is from RefSeq and is a predicted model, not a curated record. Gene Ontology annotation, cellular component: cytoplasm; nucleus. Gene Ontology annotation, molecular function: broad specificity oxidative DNA demethylase activity; oxidative RNA demethylase activity; ferrous iron binding. Gene Ontology annotation, biological process: oxidative RNA demethylation. NCBI's taxonomy places the organism in Eukaryota, Viridiplantae, Streptophyta, Magnoliopsida, Asparagales, Orchidaceae. The coding region runs from base 59 to 1156 and encodes 365 amino acids.
UUGAGAAUUGAAUCAGCAAGGCGGCCACCCAGGAGGGCUGGCUUGUAGCUCGAUAUGUAUGGAACUUCGGAGAUCAUCGACGCCGCCGCUCCCGUCGACGCUGAGAGGACGGCCUUUCGAAGGACUGAGAAGUUGUACAAGCUCUACAAAACCCAAGCUCCCAAAAGUUGGAAAAAAUCAGGCACAUAGGAAGACAGAUCUCUCUGGUGUUAUUGAUUUCCAUUCCGUUCUCGAAUCAUUCAAACAAUGUGGCACAACUCCUGCUGGUAUCUUCAAGUACGAGUGCAGGAGCUUCAAUCGACCAGUUUUCUGUUUCGAAGAACGCCCAGGUUUUUAUUUCAUUCCUGGUGCACUGACUGAUGAUGAACAAGUGCACUGGAUCAGGGAAAGCUUAAUUAGCUUUCCUCAGCCUCCUAAUAGAACUAAUCACACAGAAGCAUAUGGUCCUAUAUUCGGUUUAUUUGAUGCUGUUCAAAAUAACAAAGUUUUGGUUGAGGCAAAAAGUACAUCUUCAGAAGUUGAUCGUAUAUUGGGUUAUGAUAAAACUAAUUUGAACUCCAAAAGGUUCUCAUUUUCUGAAUAUUGUAUGAUCACAAAUAAUGACGAGUCCUACAAGUCAGUAGCUGCUUCAGUUCUUCUGCGGAAACUGCGUUGGAGCACCCUUGGAUUGCAAUUUGACUGGUCUAAGCGCAAUUAUGCUGUGUCUCUUCCUCAUAAAAGGAUACCCGAUGAUCUUUGCCUUGUUGCAAAAAAAAUGGCAGUGCCUGCUAUGCCUAAUGGAGAAGAGUUUCAGCCCGAAGCUGCAAUUGUGAAUUAUUUUGGUCCAAGUGAUAUGCUUGGUGGCCACCUUGAUGACAUGGAAAAGGAUUGGAGUAAACCUAUUGUAAGCAUCAGUCUUGGAUGUAAAGCUAUUUUUCUCCUAGGAGGCAAGUCUAGGGAAGACAUGCCCAUAGCCAUGUUUUUAAGGAGUGGCGAUAUUGUGCUUAUGGCCGGAGAGGCAAGGGAAUGUUUUCAUGGAGUUCCAAGGAUAUUUUCAGACUCUGAGCAUGCAGAUAAUGUGGAUCUUUUAUCUCAAUUCUCUAAUGAAGAAGAUCUUUGUUUCAGGGAGUACAUCAAGACUUCAAGGAUAAAUAUCAACAUCAGACAGGUCAAUUAGAUACAUUGCAGAACUGAUUCUCACACUGGAUCUUAGAAUUUACAUUGUUGGAGAAGAUUCUUGUUUUAGAUGAAACAUAAAAAUGGUUAUUUCAAAACAAGAAAUUCUUUAUUACCUUGACUUUGUUAGACAUUGCUAGUUUCUAUUGGGAGUAGACUGAUCACUGAA